AUCAUCAUCUUCACACGCGUUGAGCAUGUGCGAGUAGUUGAUUUCUGUCUGAUUUCUGUUGAUUCGAUCGUGGCUCCAUGAGAAGUAAUAAGAUGCUCUAUAAGUUCUAUGCUCUGUGGCUUUAGCGGAAAACACCUACCACUUCAGUCGCUUUUGUAGUUUAGUUCACACACCUCUCACCGAACCGGUGUUGCAUUCCCUCUGGUUGCAGCCACCUGGACCAGAUGACAGCAAUGACGGGGCUUUUUCAUCACUACUGACAUUCUUCGAGAGCCGUGCGGGCAUGGUGCCGAUCGCUGCUGUUGCUGCCUCCUGUUAAAACGAAAGCGUCAGCAUGCCCGGAUCACUUCGCCUGGCUGUGGUGUGUUCUAGCAACCAGAACCGAAGCAUGGAAGCUCACGCGUUCCUGAGCAAGAAGGGCUUCAAGGUGCGGUCAUUCGGUUCAGGGGCCCAGGUCAAACUGCCUGGAUCUGCACCAGACAAGCCCAACGUGUACGACUUUGGUGUCACCUACGAGCAGAUGUACCAGGACCUCAUGGAGAAGGACAAAGCCCUAUACACGCAGAAUGGCAUCUUACACAUGCUUGAUCGGAACCGGCGAAUCAAGCCCACGCCAGAACGCUUUCAGAGCUGCUACGACAAAUUUGAUGUCAUCUUUACUGUGGAGGAGCGAGUCUACGAUCAGGUGGUAGAGGAGUUGUCCAACCGGUUACCUUGUGACAACUCUCCUGUGCACAUCAUCAACUUGGACAUCCAGGAUAACCACGAGGAAGCCACAAUAGGGGCAUUUCUCAUCUGCGAGAUGGCACAGAUGAUGAGUGAUUCGGAGGAUCUGGACAAUGACAUUGAUGAGCUGAUCCAGGACUUUGAGGCCAAAGCGCAGAGACCCAUCCUGCACACUGUCCAGUUCUACUGAUGACAUUGCAGCAGGAGGACAUGUAAAGCAACAGCAUGAAGAAGCUGUCGUCUACUUCAACUGGCAGUCUUUGUGUGAUACCGUGAUAAGCAUGCAAAACUGUAAAACAGUCAACAGCUCUAUUUUUGUCAUAGGUUUUCUGUUGAUCAGGUAUGCAUUGCAUACUGCGACUAAGAAGGAAGAGGUGGUCUUUUGUGACAAACAUUUGUGCUUCAAAUUUAUAUUCUGCUGCAUGCUGUCAAAGAGUUCUUGCAUGCCUUUUGGUAAUGUAGGUAUGUUUAAACAAUGCAUAAUUUUGGAGGUGCACAAUUGUGGCAUAUGUUACAAAAUAUUUCUUAUAUGAGAUCUUGAAGAACUUUCAGCAGACAGUAACUAUCAGAAAAGCACUGUUUUAUGACGUGCACAAUCUCAUUUUAAAAUCUUGUUCACUCUGAACAAAGUCUUGCAGGUCAGAAUUGGCCAAUGUGUCUUCUGUGCCCUCUGCUUUCUUCCCCAUCUCCCCUAACUGCAUGAAAGACAAUGUGUGCGUUGUUCGCAUGCCAGUUCCCUUCUAUCAACAUUUACUACCGGAAACAAAGAGCCCCAUAAAUCAUGGUGAUAAGCCCCUGUAAAUGUAAAUUUGAGAAUAAAAAUAUUACGACUCCAU
Molecule: messenger RNA, 1562 nt
Organism: Rhipicephalus microplus (southern cattle tick)
Lineage: Eukaryota; Metazoa; Arthropoda; Arachnida; Ixodida; Ixodidae
Gene: Ssu72
Product: Ssu72 CTD phosphatase
Biological process (GO): mRNA processing
Cellular component (GO): nucleus
Molecular function (GO): phosphoprotein phosphatase activity
Source: RefSeq, a predicted model, not a curated record